AUGGCUGAAGAAAAUGCAAUCGUAGUAUUUUCUCCCCUACAGAGAGAAAAACAAACAAUCUCAAUCCCCUUUCUCUGGGAAGAGAAACCGGGGACACCAAAGAAAGAGUGGAUACUAACAAAGCCAACGCAGUGGAUCAUACCACCUCCAUCACCAACAAAGCUCAUCGUCUCAGUUCCUUUUCUGUGGGAAGAAAAACCGGGAAAACCACUUCCGCAACUUUCAAAUCCUUCAAGUUCUUUCCUACAUGAAAUCGAGUACCAACAGUCUGAUGAAAGCUUGAGCGAUGUAUGUUCAAGUUACUUUGAGGAUUGGCACUCGCUUUCAGAAACCGAUGGCCGUGGAAGUUCAAGUGGCUCGGUGACAAGAAAUGCGAGCAUUGAUGCUUUGGCUAUGGAGCGCCUUUACCCUUUGCCAUUGCCGCCGGCUGAUGCAGGUUUAGGCUCUCUUUUUCCUUUGUCUCCUCCUAGUGCAGGUUUUCUCGAUAAGGUUUGUGGGCGAAUAUAUGUUGGAGAGAAGACUGUGGCAUCAUGGCGAAAAGGACGCUGA
Messenger RNA from Asparagus officinalis (garden asparagus), 549 nucleotides. RefSeq lists its product as uncharacterized. Lineage: Eukaryota; Viridiplantae; Streptophyta; Magnoliopsida; Asparagales; Asparagaceae. The record is from RefSeq and is a predicted model, not a curated record. Bases 1 to 549 code for a protein of 182 amino acids. The transcript has a single exon.